AUGACCCCAACCCCAACCCCAACCCCAGACGACCCAACACCACCACCACCACCAACAACAACCACAUCUACAGAACAAUCGCCUCCCCGCCUCCCCGUCCAAACCCACCACUGCCGCUUCUGCAACCACCUCCUCCUCGCGACCACACGCUCCGUCUCCUCCCUCCCGCGCCGGAAAGACCCCGCCAAAGACGGUGCCUUAAUCCUACCUCUUCCGCGCGAUAACAGCACCGCCGACGAAGACGAAGAAGAACCCACCACAUCACAAUCACAAUCUUCCAAGAAACAAAAGCACUACACGAUCCUUCUAUCCACCACCAUCCCGGAUCGCAAACACACGCUUGUGCGGAGGGAAGAUGGGUUCGAGAAACGGUUGUUUCUGAGGUGCGGGCGGUGUAGAGUUGUCAUGGGGUACUUUUUGGAUGAGGUGCAUUUUGGGGGGAAGAGUGCUGGGGCUGAAGGUGAGGAUGAGGAUGGGGAGAAGGCUAGGGUGGUUUAUCUCUUGCCGGGGGCUUUGGUGGAGACGGGGGUUAUGAUGGGGGAUGAGCUGGAGAAGGUGGUCAAGGGGUUGGAUAGAGAUGGCUAUGGUGUUGGGAGGUGA
Molecule: messenger RNA, 600 nt
Organism: Aspergillus niger
Lineage: Eukaryota; Fungi; Ascomycota; Eurotiomycetes; Eurotiales; Aspergillaceae
Exons: 2
Coding region: 1-600 (199 amino acids)
Source: RefSeq, a predicted model, not a curated record